Molecule: messenger RNA, 2617 nt
Organism: Enhydra lutris kenyoni (northern sea otter)
Lineage: Eukaryota; Metazoa; Chordata; Mammalia; Carnivora; Mustelidae
Product: GLI family zinc finger 4
Exons: 3
Coding region: 1280-2491 (403 amino acids)
Biological process (GO): regulation of transcription by RNA polymerase II
Molecular function (GO): DNA-binding transcription factor activity, RNA polymerase II-specific; RNA polymerase II cis-regulatory region sequence-specific DNA binding
Source: RefSeq, a predicted model, not a curated record
UCCCCACGCGCCGGGCACCGCGGGGACGGAGCCGGCGCGGUGCCCACUUUGCAGGUGGGACGCGGAGGCUCAGAGAAGUCCGCGGCCGGGGGCGUGAGCGCCGGACCUCGGCCGGGCAGCCUGCGCCCUGCCGCCCAGCGCCCCGAGAUCGGGCCCUUCCCCGCGGGGCUCAGGCUCCGGGCCAGGAGGAGAGGGGGCGGGAAGGCCUGCUCUUGGCCGGGGCGUGUCUGCCCCUCCGCCCGCCCCCGCCUGCAGCAGUGUGGGGUGCAGUUUGCGCCCGGAGCCCGUGCCGGCGGCCGGGUGGGCGCCACCCCCGCGCGGACAGCCGGGGCGGGGAGCGUGCCCCUUCCCUGAGAAGUCCCGGGAAGCGGACCGAGUAACUUGAGCUGGACGUAGGAGGUGGAGGGCCCGCGCCCAGACGUCCUGACUGCGACCCCACCCCGCGUCCACCUGGGUCCACUUCCCUGAGUGUCCGCGACCCUUCCCGUCGUUAGGGAGUGUGGCGUGCCGAGAUGGCCCAGGCGCUGGCCAGGAGCCCCGCGGCGGCUGCCUCCCCACGUCCUUGAAGCAGACACUGUUAGUGGCCGUUGGUUAGUGUCCUGUAACCCGUGUCCUCGUCACACCCCAGUAAGGAGCCUCGCUUCCCCACAGUGCGGAAGGAAACCCUUCUCCCCCGGCACCAAACCAUUCUUGAAAACCAAAUUAAAGCAGGUACCUUGGACCUCAGAGGCAGCGCAGAGCCCUGUGGGCUGCCGGCGUGGUCUCCAGACCCCACAGAGCCCCGGAGGCUGCCGGCUGGAGACCACACGGGCAGCCCACAGGGCUCUGCGCCUCCUCUGAGGUCUGCGGGGUCCGAGGACGGCGGUGCUCCUCUCAGGAACUGUCUUGUUGAGAUUUAAUCUGGAACGUUCAUGCUCCAGCGGGCGGAGUGCGCCUUCUCACCCUUCUCCGGGGCCGCAGCCCCCAGCAGCGCUGAGGGAGGUUCUGCGGGGAGAUCCCACGUGCUUUAAGCUCUGGGCUGGGAGAGCGUUCCAGACCGGUGCUCGAUGAGCGCUUGAGCUAGGUCCCUGCAGGUGUGCUGGUGCUGUCCACGUGAUGUGAUGUGGCAGAGUAAACAUACCAGGGGCACAGCUGAUCUCAUCCCAGGCCCCACGUGGCCUCCCUGGCAUCCUUGUUCCUGUCCCCACCCCAUGAAGGAGCCCCCAGCUCCCUCGCGGCUGACGGGUAGCUGGCAUUGCCCCCACCCUCCACUCGUUCCUCUGACCCCCCUCAUCCUGCCAUGGUUUUCAUUUCCCCAGGUCCCAGGUGUGCAUACCUUCAGCAGGCCUUGGGGAAGAUGGCGACCCUGGGGGACAGUCAGGAGCCCCCUCGUGUCCCGUCCCCGGUCAAUCUUGCGUCACCAGGGACACCUGGAACCUGCCAGCGCGAGGCCCAGCUUCACCUCCACGGUCAUGAACACGACUCCCCUGGCUGCAGCCUGGAGGCGCUCUCCCAGCCCCUGCAGGAGGAGGAGCCGUCCGGCCUGGAUCUCCAAGAUGUGGAGGAGGUCCAGAUCGCCAGAGACACCUGCUGGCCAGACUCGGAGGCAGAGCUGGAGCAGGCCCCGUCGUCCCCCCACCCCCACCACCCUGAAGCCGGGGCGGACCAGGCCGGGGGAGCACUGAGGACCUUUUCCCGUAGACCCCGGUGUGGGGGCCGCUUUGGGCCGGAGUCCAGCUUGGAGCGGCCCGCGGGCCAGCCAUUGGGGACCGCGCCCUGCUCCCAGAAGAGGGGCCCGUGGCGCGUGACGCUACUGUCGCAGGGAGCCCCUGGGGCGGUGGGGGAGCCCGAGCGGCCCGGAGAGCUGGAGGGCGGCCGGGGGUCGGGGCCUGGGGUCCGGCAGGGCGGCCCGCGGGGCGGGAAGCCGCACCGCUGCGAGGCCUGCGGCAAGAGCUUCAAGUACCGGUCGCUGCUGCUCAAGCACCAGCGCAUCCACACGGGCGAGAAGCCGUACGCGUGCCACGAGUGCGGGAAGCGCUUCCGCGGCUGGUCAGGCUUCAUCCAGCACCACCGCAUCCACACGGGCGAGAAGCCGUAUGAGUGCGGCCAGUGCGGCCGUGCCUUCAGCCACAGCUCGCAUUUCACGCAGCACCUGCGGAUCCACAACGGCGAGAAGCCCUACAAGUGCGGCGAGUGCGGCCAGGCCUUCAGCCAGAGCUCCAACCUGGUGCGGCACCAGCGGCUGCACACGGGCGAGAAGCCCUACGCCUGCAGCCAGUGCGGCAAGGCCUUCAUCUGGAGCUCGGUGCUCAUCGAGCACCAGCGCAUCCACACCGGCGAGAAGCCCUACGAGUGCGCCGAGUGCGGGAAGGCCUUCCGGGGCCGCUCCCACUUCUUCCGCCACCUGCGGACCCACACGGGCGAGAAGCCCUUCGCCUGCGGCGCCUGCGGCAAGGCCUUCGGCCAGAGCUCCCAGCUCAUCCAGCACCAGAGGGUGCACUACCGGGAGUAGCGGGCAGGCGGCCGCGGCAGGAGGGGCCGGGUGGGGGGAGGUUGUGGAGAGAGGGCUCCCGCUCCCCCCUCGCGCCGCGCCGCUAUCCCCACACGCCCAGCGGCCCAAAUAAAUUCUUUUUAACUG